UAAAAAUAAAUGGAUCGGGAAAAGAGAAAAUAAAGUGAAGAUCAAAUGAUCUUGUUUAAUGUUUUUUAAUACAUUUUAAAAGUUUUAACUUUGUGAUUUUGUCAUAAAAGCUUUUUACAUAAUGGAUCGUGUUGAAGACGAUGGAAUAUUGUUAGAUUAUGUUAUAGUGAAGGAGGAAUAUGAAGUGCAAGAUUAUGAUCAAUACGAAUCAUACGAAUACAUUACAGGAGAUACAUCACAGGACUUCAAGAGCACAAUUGAAACAAUAGAAAACACAAAUACAUCACAGUAUAAAUGCUCAAUAUGUGAUAAAACAUUCAAAAAAUCAUUUGGUUUGAGUCAUCACAAGAAAAUUCACAUAAAAAGUCGAAAUUUCCUCUGUGCACACUGUCCGAAGAAUUUUGUGAGUAAAAGAUAUCUCGCCAGACAUCUCCAAAUUCACUUUGAAACAUUCUCAAUGGAAUGUGCAAUUUGCGGAAAAUUAUAUAAAACUAAAAAUGCAUUCAAUGCACAUAUGUGGCGACAUUUGAAGAGAUCACAUCAAUGUGGAAUUUGUAAAAAAGAUUUCUCGACUACAUCACACGUGAAGCGUCAUAUUCGAGAAGUGCACGAAAAAAUAAAUUCUAUACGAUGGUAUCAAUGUGGAAUUUGUGAAAAGAAUUUCACGACUUCGUCACACGUGAAGCGUCAUAUCCGAGAAGUUCACGAAAAAGUAAAGAGGCGCAGUGAAUUUAUAUCUCGUAAAAAAUUGAAAAAAAUUGAAAUAAAAUACGAAGAUGAGAAUUAAAAAUGUCAGAAUUUAUCCGUUUAUACAUUUGAUAUUUCUGUUUUUUACACUUUUAAUCAAUAAAACGUUUCUGUUUAUCGUCUCGACUUGAAAUCUGUCUCUAUUUUUUCCAAAAAACAUAAUAACAGAGUAAAUAAACCAUCACAAAACAUUA
This is a messenger RNA of Lutzomyia longipalpis, 941 nucleotides long. Its product is annotated as zinc finger and SCAN domain-containing protein 26-like. Gene Ontology annotation, biological process: regulation of transcription by RNA polymerase II. The transcript has 4 exons. Gene Ontology annotation, cellular component: nucleus. The coding region runs from base 122 to 787 and encodes 221 amino acids. The record is from RefSeq and is a predicted model, not a curated record. Gene Ontology annotation, molecular function: DNA-binding transcription factor activity, RNA polymerase II-specific; RNA polymerase II transcription regulatory region sequence-specific DNA binding. Lineage: Eukaryota; Metazoa; Arthropoda; Insecta; Diptera; Psychodidae.